Molecule: messenger RNA, 1128 nt
Organism: Diceros bicornis minor
Lineage: Eukaryota; Metazoa; Chordata; Mammalia; Perissodactyla; Rhinocerotidae
Product: proteasome assembly chaperone 2
Exons: 7
Coding region: 128-922 (264 amino acids)
Biological process (GO): proteasome assembly
Cellular component (GO): cytosol; nucleus
Source: RefSeq, a predicted model, not a curated record
CGGGUCGCGUGGGCACUUGGGGGACUCUGCGCCGGUAAACUGUGCUGAGCUUGUGGAUUUCCCUUUCUUGCCGCCGUGGUUCCUCUCAGGCCGGCGCUUAUCCCUUUCCUCUUGCUUCGGGACCACCAUGUUUGUUCCCUGCGGAGAAUCGGUUCCCGACCUCGCGGGUUUCACCCUCCUGAUGCCAGCUGUGUCUGUUGGAAAUGUUGGCCAGCUUGCAGUAGAUCUGAUUAUUUCUACACUGAAUAUGUGUAAGAUUGGUUACUUCUAUACCGAUUGUCUUGUGCCAAUGGUUGGAAACAAUCCGUAUGCAACUGCAGAAGAAAAUUCAACAGAACUCAGUACAAAUGCUGAAGUAUAUUCAUUACCUUCAAAGAAGCUAGUGGCUCUACAGUUAAGAUCCAUUUUUAUUAAGUAUAAAUCAAAGCCAUUCUGUGAAAAACUACUUUCCUGGGUGAAAAGUAGUAACUGUGCCAAAGUUAUUGUUCUUUCAAGCAGUCAUUCAUAUCACCGGAAUGAUCUACAGCUUCGCAGUACUCCCUUCAGGUACCUACUUACACCUUCCAUGCAAAAAAGUGUUCAAAAUAAAAUAAAGAGCCUUAACUGGGAAGAAAUGGAAAAAAGCCCAUGCAUUCCUGAAAUAAGUGAUUCUGAGUUUUGUGUCCGUAUUCCUGGAGGAGGUAUCACAAAAACACUCUACGAUGAGGGCUGUUCGAAAGAAAUCCCAGUGGCAGUUCUGCUGAAAUUUGUUUCAGAAGGAGACAAUAUCCCAGAUGCAUUAGGUCUUGUUGAGUAUCUUAAUGAAUGGCUUCAGAUAAUCAAACCACGUAGCGAUGACCCCACAGCAUCUGCCUUGCCCUGGAAAAUACCAAGUUCUUGGAGAUUACUCUUUGGCAGUGGUCUUCCUCCUGCACUUUUUUGAUCUGUUUUCAGUUUUAUGCUUCAUGUCCCAAGAUACUUAUUACCAACCCAACUGUUAAACAACUAUGUGAAAAGUGAUAUUAUCUGAGAAUGUAUUAUGAAAUGAAUCUUUACUUUUCACAGAAAAUCUUAAAGAAAAAAGGUUGUUUUUGCCAUGACUUUCAUGACAUACAAAAAAUGUAAAUUUUGUACAAUAAAAUAUUUCCU